Messenger RNA from Clarias gariepinus (North African catfish), 9989 nucleotides. It is a transcript of the gene ralgapa1, whose product is annotated as Ral GTPase activating protein catalytic subunit alpha 1. Bases 334 to 7398 code for a protein of 2354 amino acids. The record is from RefSeq and is a predicted model, not a curated record. Gene Ontology annotation, cellular component: nucleus; cytoplasm. The transcript has 42 exons. Gene Ontology annotation, biological process: positive regulation of GTPase activity; regulation of small GTPase mediated signal transduction. Lineage: Eukaryota; Metazoa; Chordata; Actinopteri; Siluriformes; Clariidae. Gene Ontology annotation, molecular function: GTPase activator activity.
GCCAUGUUGGGAUCAGUUCAGUUAGGAGAGAGUGAGAGAAAGUGAGUGAGUGAGAGAGGGGUGUGUGUACUGUAUAUGUGUGUGUGUGUGAGCUGACUUUAGUCUAGCUACAAGGAAUUAAUUCGGUAUAUAUUCUCUCUCUCUCUCUCUCUUUCUCUCUCUUUUCUGUCGGUUACUCCGAGCAGUAAUGUCGCUCUCUCCUCCUGCUUUAGCGCGUGCUGUAGGUUUAUCUGCAGCGCUGUGAGCGCGCGCGUCCCAGCCCUAAGGAAGAGACUACAGCAGGAAUAAAUCUCAGCUCCGCGCGCGCUCUCGGUCUCUGUCGGUUUAGGAAUAAUGUUCUCCAAAAAACCCCACGGAGAUGUGCGCAAGUCCACGCAGAAAGUCCUGGACCCCAAAAAGGACGUCCUGACCCGACUGAAACAUCUGCGCAUCGUCAUCGAAAACGCUGAGUCGGCUGAACUGAAACACUUCUUUGACCAGAAUUACUCUCACAUCUAUUAUGUCUUCUUCGAGAACUUUGUCAGUAUUGAAGCGAACCUGAAACAGAAAGGCCAUAAAUCACUGAGGGAAGAGCUCGACUCCAUUCUGUUCAUAUUUGAGAAAAUACUGCAGUUGUUGCCGGAGCGGAUUCACGAACGCUGGCAGUUUCACAGCAUCGGUCUCAUACUGAAGAAACUCCUGCACACUGGAAACUCCCUGAAGAUCCGCAGAGAGGGCGUGCGUCUCUUCCUGCUCUGGCUCCAGGCUCUGCAGUAUAACGCUUUGAGAGAGCAGCUGUGGAUCUUCGCCUGUCUGAUCCCAGGAUUCCCGGCUCCUCAGUGUGAACACACACCCCGCACCCUGGACAGCAUCAUCAACCCCACACUCGUCCUGCACGAGGGUGUGUCUCUCCAUCAUCAUCAUCUUCCUCUCCCUGGAAAAUACUGUAUACUAUCUCAGGUGACUCCUGAGGAGAUCAGCCCGUUGGUUCUGCCCCAGUCUGGAGAUAAAGCUCAGGAGGAUCUGACCGGUUACUUUCUGGAGGCGUUACUGAAAUACAUGGUCAACCAGGCUAAGAGUCUGGAGUGGAGGUGUAGAGAGAACCAUGAGAAGGGUUUCGCUUUUCUUUUCGCCAACUUUAAGAAGUUUUAUCUUCCUCACAUCUUCCCAAACUUCUCCAAAGAGACCAGCUUGUAUGCCCCCAUCCUGGACAUUCCUCCGAUGAGGCCGAAGCCGUGUUACGUGGUUGUAAAAAGGGACCCUGACACUAACGAGGCUCUGUACUGCACUAAAGAGAGCUACCUGAACGCUCGGGUCAUCUUCAUCCGCUGGCUCGUGUCCUUCUGGCUGGAACCCAAAUCGAACACGGCGACAAACAUCCCAGGGGUGGAGGGCGAGAUUGUGCCCAAGAACAUCCAGAGAGCAGCCGCCGGUCUGGCCAUGCGUUCAGAAGAAGUUUUUCCUCGAGCUGCAGCUCUGGAUGGAGGAGGAGAACCGGAGCAGUCUCACUCCAACACCAGCACUCUGACAGAGAGAGAACCGAGCUCGUCCAGUCUCUGCAGCAUGGAUGGAGAGAACCUCAGCGCCGUAGAGGUGGUGAAGAACGUCCUGUACUCCUCCAGGACCAACGUCAACUUCAUCACAGAGAUCUUCAGACAGGCGUUCUUGUUGCCGAUGUGCGAGGCGGCAGCGAUGCGUAAGGUGGUGCGUGUCUAUCAGGAGUGGAUCACUCAGGAGGAAAAGCCUCCUUUUAUGGCAGAACCAGACGAGGACGAGCGCUAUCUCGAUCCGCAGGACCCGGUUCUAGGACAGGGCCCGGAGAACCACCAUGAGGAGAGAGUGAUGAAGGACAGUGAGAUGCUGGAGUACUGUGUACAUGCCGGAGUUCAGUCCACACUACAGGUUUUCAUCAUCAACUCCUCCAACGUGUUCCUGUUAGAGCCGGCGAACGAGCUGAAGCCGCUGCUGGAGGAACAAAUCGACAUGUCCAAGCGCGUCCUCAACAUCUACCGCAGCCUCGUCAUGCACCAGAACAUGGACCAGAAAACAUGGGAGCAGAUCCUGCUGGUGUUGCUGAGGGUGACGGAGUGUGUGAUGAAGAGGCCUCCCUCCAUCAUGCCCCAGGGGAAAAAGAGUAGCACGCUGUCCGGCCGAUUAGCAGGAGCCAUUUUUCAGACUCUGAUUGUGGCGUGGAUUAAAGGGAACCUGAACGUCUUUAUCACUCGGGACCUGUGGGACGAGCUGCUCUCCGUGCUGUCCUCUCUCACCUGCUGGGAGGAACUGGUCACGGAGUGGUCCCUCACCAUGGAGACCCUGACCAAGGUACUGGCCCGGAACCUGUACAGCCUGGACCUGAACGAGCUGCCGCUCGAUAAACUCAGCGAACAGAAACUGAAGAAACACAAGGGCAAAGGUGGCGCUCAUGAGGGUCAGAAGAUGGUGGUGGAUCGUUCCUUCUCUAAAGGAUGGAGUCGUGAUCCUCCAGGUCAGACCGUAGCCAUGAGGCAACGCAGCGCCACCACCGCCGGCUCCCCGGGCAUCGAGAAGGCCAGGAGCAUUGUCAGGCAGAAAACCAUCGCGUUGCGUAGCCGCUCGACGGGUGACAGUCUGUUAUCGGCGGCGUUUAUCCGCAGUGCUAAAAGUGCUCCUGUGCUAAUCCACCCUGUGCACCCUCUCCUUCCUGACUCUGUCCUCACUCCCCUAGCUGACGAGCUGUCAGACAUGGAGGACCCACCUCCGUCUCUCCGAGCCCCCCGUGCGCGUCACUCGUCCCAAAGCGAGGAGAGUCCAGUGGGCGAGGUGUUCUGCGUCUCGGCCGAAGUGGAUCAGACGCCGCUCCCUCGCAGCAGCAGCACCUCGGACAUCAUGGAGCCGCUCGUGAAAGGUGCACUUCCUGUUUCUGACACUCCUUCUCACACUGACCCCACCCACUGCCCCUCCCACAGCCCUGCCCACUCCCUUGAAGCAGCUGAUAGCAUCUACGAGCACCUGUGCCAGGUACCAGAGCCUCAACUCACUUUCGUCCCGGAUUGGACAUUUCUGGAGGCCACAUCCACAACCACACCCACUUUACCUGAUGGAGGAGGAAGAGAGGAUGACCUCACCCUGGAGGAGGUGGAGCCAGGUCCAGAGGAAAAAGAGGAGGAGCCAGAGCCAGGUGAUCAGAGUUUCUAUGACUGCUUAGAGCAGUGCGAGACAGAGCAAGCGACCAAUCCGAAGCCGUUAUAUCGGCAAGACGCAACAGAGCGCCUGAUCGAUGUAGACUCCGCCCCACAUUCCGGGCUCCGCCCUCGGACUAAAAAACGACCAGGAGGUGGAGUCCACGUCAAGUUCCGUCCGUCCACAGAGUCGGUGCACUUCCUGAACCCUCUAGACCCCAAAGAAGCUUACUGGAAAAGUCGACUUCGACGCCUGGGGCACUUCAGUGCACACUCGCACCCCGGAGCAGGACCGACGACCAAGAUCAGAGAGGCGUCCGAGGAUGGGGAAGUGGUGCGUUCCCGCCAGCAGGGUGCCCUGUUGGGUGGCGUUUAUAAAUCUGUGGCUCACGCUCUGUCCAAACCGAAGAGCCACGGAAAAGCCGCCGCCUCGGACGCGCACCUGAAGGACCUGUACUCGCAUUUUAUCGGCUAUUUCGGAAAAAAAGCUCCAGCCAGUAAAGAUGACUUGACGCAGAAGGUGCGCCCGGUGUUGAGCGAUGUGGAGAGCAGUAACCCCAACGUCAGCGAUCUGAUGGAUGAGUUUAUCCAGGAGCGCCUCAGAGCCGGAGGAACCGCGGGAAUGGUGAGGCGGGGCAGUAGUCCAGGCAGUUUGGAGAUUCCUAAGGAUUUCCCAGAUGUGUUGACGCGCUCGAACACCACACGCCCUGCCGAUGACCCCGGCGUGCCCUCUGAGUGGACCUCACCUGCCAGCGCCAGUGGGAGUGACAUCAUCAGCUCUGACAGCCAAUCAGAUUCCUUCAACGCCUUCCAAUAUGACAACAAAUUUGAGAAUUUCAGUUUUGCCUCCGAGGUUUGUUCAGCAACUUGUAUGGAGCAGGAGAGUGUGUGUGUGGCGUCCAAUGUGGUGGAUGAACAGGAUCACUCCAGUCUCACUACACUGCACAUCGACUCUGAGACCAGCAGCCUGAGUCAGCACGGCCUGUCUGCUGAUACACUCACCAUCACCGGUUCGGCGAGUGCAUCUCCAGUCCACUCCCGCUCACACACUCCGUCUCCCGCAACACUCACAGCCGAACACACUGAGCACAAAGACCUGCAGCUGGAUGAGAAACUUCAUCACUCUGUCCUGCAGACCCCCGAUGACCUGGAGCCGAGCGAGUUUCCCUCGGAGGACUGCAGCGUGAUGGCCGGCGGCUCGCUCACUGGCUGGCACGCCGACGUCGCCACGGUGAUGUGGAGGCGCAUGCUCGGCAUCCUGGGAGACGUGAACACGAUAAAAGACCCCGAGAUCCACGCACAAGUGUUCGAUUACCUUUGUGAGCUCUGGCAGAACCUGGCCAAGAUCCGUGAUAAUCUGGGAAUCUCUAUUGACAAUCAGUCGUCUCCUCCUCCUCCGGACCUGAUUCCCCCACUGAGAAUCCUCACGCCUUGGCUCUUUAAAGCCACCAUGUUGUCGGAGAAGUAUAAACAGGGAAAGCUACACGCGUAUAAAUUAAUCUGUAAGAUCAUGAAGAGGAGACAGGACGUCUCGCCCAACUCCGACUUCCUCACACACUUCUACAACAUCAUGCACUGUGGCCUGCUGCACCACGAUCAGGAUAUUGUGAACACCAUCAUUAAACACUGCUCGCCUCGGUUCUUCUCCAUCGGACUGCCAGGAGCCACAAUGCUCAUCCUCGACUUUAUCGCUGCAGCCAGCAGAGUGACGGCUUGCUCCUCUCUCAACGCCCCGAGGGUUGAGGCUCAGAUCUUGUUGGGUUCUCUGGUGUGUUUUCCGAACUUGUAUGAGGAGCUUCCUGCCCUCCACCCCACCACCGCCGACGUCAUCCUGACCAAAUUUAAGGAUGUCAAGGAGCACAUCAUUAAACACAUCUUAACCUCAGCUAGAGACGAGCCGUCUGCCCCCGCCAGGUGUGUAGCUCUGUGCAGUCUAGGCUUAUGGCUGUGUGAGGAGCUGGUCCACGGCACACGACACCCGCAGAUCAAAGAAGCUCUAAACGUCAUCUGUGUGACUCUGAAGUUCCCCAAUAAAACCGUUGCGCUGGUGGCUUCAGACAUCCUGCACCUCCUCAUCAACUACGUCGACCAUCUGCAGAAGUUCCCCCCGGACACGCCCAAGAAAAUCGUCGAGAUUCUCAUAGCGACCAUCACCUACCUGCUGCCUACUACUGAGUCUUCUCCUCAUGAGCUGGAUAAGAGGCUGGUUGUGUCCCUCCUGCUGUGUUUGUUGGACUGGGUCAUGGCUCUUCCUCCGAAAACUCUGCUGCAACCGAUUCAGACUCUCUCACAAGAUAAAGACAAAUCAGACAGAACCGUCCUCAGUGCCAUCUAUAAGGUGCUGCACGGCUGUGUGUACGGCGCUCAGAGUUUCAGUAAUCCCCGUUACUUCCCUCUGAACCUCUCCGACCUCAGCAGUUCGACCUUUGACCCCUUCCUGGUGCUGGAGGGUUUGAAGGAGCCCGAGCCUCUGCACUCGCCUGACUCGGAGCGCUCGGCUAAAAUGCAGCCGGUCGCCGAGGUGAGGAACCGUAUGCAGCAGGGUCUGAUCUCCAUCGCCGCCCGGACGGUGGUGUCUCACCUGUUGAAUCACCUGUCUCACUUCCCCCUGGGCGCCGGCGGUCCAGCCGCCCUCACCAGUCAGGUGUGCGAGAACCACGACAACCCGUACUGCCAGAGUGCCGAUCUCGCGCCCGAGCUCUUCCACACGCCCAACCUGCAGUUCUUCGUCCUGAACGGUUCCACGCUGCUCUCCUGUCUCCAGAUCCGCUCCGAUGACAACAUGGCCUCCGGUCUCGUGGCCCCCGACGCCUGCGUCCGCCUCGUCAUCAGGGACAUUUCCGGAAAGCACUCCUGGGAUUCGGCCGUGCUCUACGCCCCACCUCAGUGCACUCCUCAGAGCCGGGCGUUACACACCAGUCCCGCAGGGGGCAACAGAGAGCACGGUGCAGAACGAGACUCGGUAGAGCAGGAUGAGAAGGACAACCUGUCGGAUAACAAGGACGUGGAAAAAGAGGAAGAGGAAGAAGAAGAAGAGGAGGAGGAAGAAGAAAAAGAAGAAGAAGAGGAGGACGAGGAGACUCUUUCGGAGACGAUGGCGCCGUUAGCGAAGCGGCGGUGCCGUGAAAUAAUUCCAAGUUGGGAUUCCCUUCAGGACGGCGAGGACGUUUUGGACGAGGUGCUACAGUAUUUGGGUUCUUCGAGUCCAGAGUGCCUCCAGAGAACCGGAACACCUCUGAACAUCCCGGCUCCGCCCCCUUGCUGCGUGUCAGAGAAGCAGGAGAACGAUGUCAUCAAUGCCAUCCUGAAGCAGAGCACGGAGGAGUGGGACUUCGCCGGGAAACACGGGAACGACGUCCACAUGAAGGCCGUGGAGCAGCCGGAGCCCUCGGCCCAGAGACCGCAGUCCGCCUUCUACUACUGCAGGCUCCUCCUCAACGUCCUGGGCAUGAACUCCUGGGAGAAGAGGAGCAGCUUCCACCUGCUGAAGAAGAACGAGAAACUGCUGCGAGAGCUGAAGAACCUCGACUCCCGACAGUGCCGCGAGACACACAAGAUCGCUGUGUUUUACGUGGCGGAGGGACAGGAGGACAAACACUCCAUCCUGUCCAACACCAGCGGCAGUCAGGCCUACGAGGACUUUGUGUCUGGUCUGGGGUGGGAGGUGAACCUGACGAGUCACUGUGGCUUCAUGGGAGGUCUCCAGAGAAAUAAGAGUACAGGUUUGACCAUGCCGUACUUCGCAACGUCCACUGUGGAGGUCAUGUUCCAUGUGUCCACACGCAUGCCACCUGACUCCGACGACUCGCUCACCAAAAAGUUGAGGCACUUGGGGAACGAUGAGGUUCACAUCGUGUGGUCGGAACACACUCGGGACUACAGGAGGGGAAUAAUCCCAACUGAGUUUGGAGACGUCCUCAUCAUCAUCUACCCCAUGAAGAACCACAUGUACAGCAUCCAGAUCAUCAAGAAACCAGAGGUGCCGUUCUUUGGGCCGCUGUUUGAUGGCGCUAUAGUGGAUAGUAAGAUUUUACCCACAAUGGUGCGAGCGACGGCCAUCAACGCCAGCCGUGCUCUGAAAUCCCUCAUUGCCCUCUACCAGAACUUUUAUGAGGAGCGAGCUCGUUAUCUGGAGUCGAUCGUGCAGCACCACGUGGAGUUGAGCACAUUUGAGGACUAUGCCGCCCGUAUGUUUAGCCCCGCCCCUUUCCAUCACCCUCCCAGCGAAUCAGAUGAUAAUCAUACACUUGUGUGUAUCUAAAGGUUCCUUUCCAGAGAACCCGCUGUGUGAGAACCCGAAUGUGCCGCUGGACUCCGCAGAGUUAUCGUCUCCCAUCUCUCCUCGAGCCAGCAAGAGCCGCGUGUCCAUAAAGCUGCGCCGCUCGUCAGGAUCGGCCAACAAGACCUGAACACACACACACACACACACACAGAGCACACUGAAUACUAAAAACUGCACACACUGCACUGCUCUCUCUCUCUCACACACACACACACACAUGCACACUGUGCUGAUCAUUGUUUGUGCACUACGUCAUAGUGUUUUGAUAAAUGUUGCCGUUAUUGUUUCUGAUGAAAGGUUACUGAGGAACCCGGUGCUGUAGUACCGAUGGUGCCGUGUCAGUGUGACGCCUUCGUGCGUCUGUUCCCGUGUGAUUUCUGAUCUAACCUGGCUGUGUAAGUGAGAUCAGACCGGAUCAAACACACUCCCGAUGAUGGGCUGAUCCACACACUUAUUCCGCGUGAUGUGAAGUGGACGUUUCUGAAACACAGCCACUUCCUCCUGUUACAGCUCUUCCGUUCUUUCUUUAUAUCACUUUAACUUUUUUUUUCUUUAUUUGACCGUGAAACACGACACUGUGUCUGUAUAAACAAAGUCACAAAGUCAUCUUUACCUCAGACGCACUCUAUUGGCAGGAGAACCUGCAGUGUCUAAUACAGUGCUAACGCGGCGCAGAAGCUGGAGACCUCUGGGUUUAGUGUGAUGGGCUUUAGUUUUAUAUAUAUAUAUAUAUAUAUAUAUAUAUAUAGGAAGGAACAGCUUUGGGGGGAAAACACCAUCGUCUAGACUUACAACUGCAUAUUUGGUUUAAAUAAUUUAAGAGAUUUUGUCGUUUUUAAUUCACAAUUGGCGUUAGUAUGAACAAAAAGUGAUCACCGUGUACAGUGCGCGAAAACAACAUUGAAAAUGACGCUUACUCGUGUACACUUUCUGAAAAUGUAAAUUAAGAUAAUCGAAAAUUAAACAGUCUAAUCGGAUGAAGAUGUAGAUAAUGACGAUGAAUUGAGCACUCUCUCAUAAUUAAAAGUUGUAACAGAAGGAAUGAUUAAGCACGUAUUGUACUAGACGUGGACGCGUCACAGACCACCCGAUUAAAACUUGACGCUAAAGCCGAGGCCACAGUUUCUGUCAGCCGCGUUAGCAUUAGCUUGGUUGCUGCAGUGUGAGGUGGUAGCAUUAGCAUGGGGUUUUUGAGGAAACGAACCCAAACGCAUUUCAUUUUGGUAGUUUGUGUUUUUCUGUUGUACAAAAGCACUGUGUGUGUGUGUGUUUGUGUAUAUAUAGAUAUAAAUGUAAGAAGUUUAUGUGUUUAUUUAAUGGGUGUGUAUAGUGGAGAAGCAGCGUCUGGUCUGUGUACAGCUGUUACAGUAUUUAAAGAAACCAAAAAAGCAGAAGCUUUGUCGCUCUGUCGAGUCCACACACACACACACACAUACAGCGAGAGAAGGCAGUGGGGCCCUUAUAUUCAUACAGAUGUGUAAAACAUGUCGACUGGGGCGUUCUCGCAUCCUCACACACACGAGCGAAUUGUUUUUACACAAAUUGAAGCUGAGAGUUUCUCACAGUCCGAGUUUAACUUCGAGAUCAAACCAAAGACAGACAGAUUAGAGUCGUGCAUACACCCCGGAGCAAAAGUAAGUGCGCCCUAUAUACUUGCAUUGAUUAAUACUGACUUUUAAAGCUUUUUUAUUAUUAUUAUUUAAGACACAACACCAAAUUUAAAGUAUUUCUCUUCCUGCGUUUCUUUCCCAAAAGUGUCAUUUAAAAAGUAUAAUAAUAUUACUGUCUGAAAAAUAAAAAAACAAAAACAAAUGAGAAACAUUUUAACAGCCCUCUUUAAUUAUAUGCAUUAAUAAAACAAAUUUGGAAACGAACUCACAUCCUGUGAAUGUCUCAAGCAGCCACCUAGCUAUUAAUCGCGGAUAUAACAUUCGCAUGAUGACUCAGCACAGAGCUUAGCUAAUUUAGCAAGGUGGUUUAGCACUGUUCAUGUCGCUGGUUACUAAUCUGUAUACUUGACAUGAUUGGAGAUUAUUUCAUGUGACAUCACAACCUGGACUUACACUUAGACCCGCCCAUUAAAUCCGUUUUAUUUACAAAAACUCUGUGUUUCUGGUGUAAAUUUGCAUUUUUGUAAAAAGGAAUCUGAAAUUAAAGUACGUUAAUGUUAAGUAGAAGGAGGAUUAGCGCUCGGGCCACUCGGGCAGUGUUCAGGGCUCUGACGCAGGGUGUCAUUUGCUUUAGAAAGGGGGUGGGUGGUGUUGGGAGGUGGUGGCGGUUGAGGCGGGGGGUUUUUUAUAGAAUGUUUGCUGUAAAUGCGACACGUCCCACAGGCCUGAAUAUUUUCAGAUGGUUUUAUAACGGGAAGCUGAAACGUGUGCGCGCUGGAACGUGGACGUGUGAGAUACUGGUGUAGGUAACUGCUGAGAGAUCGCUGCAUGACGCACGUGCUAACUGCAUGCGUUAAGAGCACUACGCAACACGCACGCACAAACACACACGAGUCUCAUCUAAACGUUUGUAAAGAGGAAAAUCUUAUGUGCAACUAAAUGCAGAAAUAAAAAAGUAUU